Molecule: messenger RNA, 2023 nt
Organism: Labrus bergylta (ballan wrasse)
Lineage: Eukaryota; Metazoa; Chordata; Actinopteri; Labriformes; Labridae
Source: RefSeq, a predicted model, not a curated record
AUGUGGACAAGACACAGCUCAACUUUGAGCUUUACACCCUCUGCUAAACACCAUGGCACCAACAUCACCUGUAAGGUGGGCUUCACAGGUGGGACAACCGCAGAGGAGACGGUGACUCUCAAUGUGACCUAUGUGAAGGAAGUUGAAAUCACUGGAAACACGAGUGUGAGGGAGGGUGAGCUGCUUCAACUGACCUGCAGUGUUGAAAGUUUCCCUCCAUCUCUUGUCACAUGGACAAAAAUGUCGACCAAAGACAUUAAAAGUGGAUCAAAACCAGAUGUGCAAAAUGACACUUUAGCUAACCCAGAGAACACAACUGAAAUCUACCUACUGAGUGGAAAUGGACAGGUGACUUUUUCCAUCACCAAAGUGACCGCCAAAGAUUCUGGACAGUACAUCUGCACAGCAAAUCAUUCAAACAUCACCCAGAUGGAAAAAGUUGACAUUGAAGUGAUAUAUAUGAAAACACCUGUGAUCACUGGGAAUACAAAUCUUACUAAAAGUCAAACUCUGAAUCUGACCUGCAGUUUUGAACGUUUUCCUCCGUCCCAUAUCACGUGGUCUUUACCUGGUUCCAACACUUUCCUGCUGAAUGGCACUGGAUCAGCGACACUUGUCAUCCCUAAUGUUAGGGUGGACAACUUUGGAAGGUACAUCUGUACAGCAAAACACCUGGACAUGACUGUCACUUUGUUUACUGAUGUGACUUUGUUUCCAAGCAUCUUUGAAAACUCAGGAUGUGAGUUUCAGUCGGGGCUCUUGACUUGUGUCUGUAUCAGUGAGGGUUUUCCUUUACCCACUAUCAGAUGGCCGCUGUUAAGGAGCCGUACUGAGUACUCUGUCAUGACAUCUGUGACAAAUCACACUGUCACCAGCACCAUCACACUUAAUGUAGAUGACUACAGCAACACUUUAGCUGAGUGUGUCAGCAGCAAUGAAAAUGGGGAAGCAAAAGAAAACCUCACCAUUGAGAUGACCAUGCCAGCUAAAAAAGAUGGAUCCAGGGUGUUAAAAAUGUUUUCACGGUUGGAGGUUAUCGUUGCCUUUUUGAUUGGUGCACUUCUUUCAGCCGUCUUCUGCUUUUUAGCAACCAAAUGCCACAGAAAAAGACAGAAUAGCUCUGGAAAUCUGGAUAAGACUUUGGAAAUGGUGACCAGUCAAGAGGAUCCGCUGAUAGAUGCAGGUCAAGAAGUGGAAGAUGAUCAGACCUACGACCAAGAGGUGAUGGAAGCAGGAGGAGCUGUGGCAGAGGAGAAAGCAGCCCUUGAUCCGGACGGUGGACCAAAUGACGUGGAGUACGCCAGCAUUGAUUUCUCUGUGUUGAAAAGGAGCGCUGCAAAAAAGCGAGAGACCACUGAGACAGAAUACGCUGAAAUAAAGAAAGACGUAAAAGAGCAAAGAGAAGAUCAAAGCGGAGGAGAAGGUGAAGUGAUGGAGGACAAAGAGGAAGAGAUGAUGAUAGGGGAGGAUGAGGAGACAAAAAACUGUGUUCCAGAAGAGGAGGAGGGAGAGGAUGAAGCAGUGUACUCCAAUGUGAAGGAUGUAAUGGAUGAGAUUUGAGGACCAUGUUGCAUUUUAAAGUUGCUUGACGUAAGUUCUCUGGAUCUGAGCUUCAAAUGCCAAAUUCAGGCCAUAAGGAACUGUAAUAAUCGACACACUUCAUCAUAUGGACUUUGCAAAUCAAUUCAUUCAUGUAUCACUUAUUUGGAAAUUUUGUACAGUUGAGAAGUGCAAGGAAGACAAAAGAGUACUGCCUCUCUUGAUGAGUUCUCAUUUAACACUUAUCAUAGAUGAUGUCAUGUCUUUCUAGGGUUCUUCUGGUCUAUCCAAAGCUCUUCCCCAUUUACUCGGAAAAAAUGGACCCUCAUUUUUACCCUUUGCAGCCAGGUGGUGUCAGUGUUUCAGAGGUUCAUUUGGGAUCUUUCAGACCAAUUUGACCAAAAUCUUUUUUAAAGGCCUGUGUAGAAUGGCCAUGCUUUCAAACCAUUUGUAAUAAAUGGAGAACUGCAGAUAAACAAACUAA